AUGAGUUUUCGAACCGUUAAUAGAAUACUUGGAGCGGUGGAGAAAACAGAAGGUUUAGGAGUCAAGAUUCGUCGCUCCAUUGGAAAUUUGCCUUUGAAAAAGUUCAACCCAUUUUUAUUAUUCGAUCAUUUUGAAGCAGGUAAAGGUUCAGGUUUCGAACCUCAUCCUCAUCUAGGGCAUGAGACCAUUACUUUAGUAUUAAAUGGUUCAAUUGUUCAUGAAGACUUUACGGGUUCAAAAGGUCAAAUAUUCCCGGGUGAUUUACAGUUUAUGACCGCUGGGAGAGGAAUAGUUCAUACAGAAAUGCCGGUUCAAACGGAUGAAUCGCUCGCUGCGGGAAUUCAGGUAUGGGUUGACUUACCUGAGAAAUUGAAGGAAUCAAAACCUCGUUAUCGUGACUUGAGAAGUAAUGAAAUUCCAGAAGCUGUAGAACAAGAUGGAAAACUACGCAUUAAAAUCAUUUCGGGGGACUAUGCUGGUAUUGGAUCUUUGAAGGAGUUGGCAUAUACCCCUAUUCAUUAUUACCAUGUAACUAUGAAGCCAGGUGCUAGCUUAGUCCAAAAAGUACCCAAGGACUUUAAUUUCUUCUUAUAUAUAAUCAGGGGCAAUAAUUUAAUAAUCAACAAUGAAUACCCUGUCAAGGAAUAUGAUACAUGUCUCUUUAACAGAGAUGGUGAUGAAAUCAGUUGCAAGAAUGUUUCUAGCGGUGACGGAAAUGAAGGUAUAACCGAAUUUGUUUUAAUAGGUGGAAAAACUCUUGAUCAGAAGGUGAAUCGAUUUGGUACAUUUGUCGCAACUUCUCAAUCUAGAGUAAAAGAAGGGUUGGAAGAUUAUUCUCAUGCUCGUAAUGGUUUUGAAAAUUUGAAAACCUGGAAAAGUUCAAUUAGUAACAAUCCAUCAAAAAACACGAAAGAGAGCUAA
Messenger RNA from Debaryomyces fabryi, 921 nucleotides. RefSeq names its product pirin family protein. The coding region runs from base 1 to 921 and encodes 306 amino acids. NCBI's taxonomy places the organism in Eukaryota, Fungi, Ascomycota, Pichiomycetes, Serinales, Debaryomycetaceae. The record is from RefSeq and is a predicted model, not a curated record. The transcript has a single exon.